UCCCGCACCAGUGAUUGUUGCCACCCCGCCGCCUCCGACCGCCACCAUCCCUGUCGACACAGCUCGAGACGGCGCCCGAGUUCUGCCUCGAGGCGCAGCACACUAUGGCCCAGACCGCAAUCCAAAUGCGUGGACUCGAGGACAGUUCGGCAACGCCGUCUCGAAGCUCCAGUCCGGUCUUCGAUCCUUCAAGCAUAGCGGGGCUUGGUCAUGCCUCUGAGCACGCCUGUGCACUCAGCCAAGCACCUGGAGGAUGCACUGACUGGCGCGCGGAUGGACCGGCGCAGACGGGAGAAUCGGAACGACUUCGAUUGGUCGGUGCAAACGCGCCGUUGGCAACGCACUCGAAUCAAAUGGCGUCUCUGGCUCGGUAAGGACAUGAACGUCGAGACGAGCAGCGGCCCGGGCAAACGCUCCCUACUACGCAGCAGGAGCGACGGCGAAAUCCUCAAUUCUGCGACGACAUACGUCCCAAAUCCCGGUCCCUACCUGACCCCGCCUACGACCCCGCAUAGCUUCCGGGAUGGCACGGAUCUCUCCCCAAGCGUGCCGCGUCUGCGGGCCCUCUCAAACAGAGAACACGCGCGUUCUCGCCUUGCGGCGCUGCACGACGGUUCCAUCGGUUGUCGCCGAGCAGUUAUACCGGCGGACCAGUGUUCUCGGCCGCCUUCGCAGAGGAACCUGUACGCUACGACAGCUUCGACCCGUGGUUCUCAACCUCCGUCAGUAGGCAGGCAGGCCGGCGCGUGUCACCUUUCUCGCACCCUGGCGACCCGACCUCUACCGUACCACACACGGACAGCCCUCAAGACAAGCAAGUCCCCUCGCUGACGCAGGGCGACAGCGAGAUAGACAGAUGAGCCAUGCGGACAAGUGCAGGACCGGGACUCGUCUCGAG
Molecule: messenger RNA, 898 nt
Organism: Fomitopsis serialis
Lineage: Eukaryota; Fungi; Basidiomycota; Agaricomycetes; Polyporales; Fomitopsidaceae
Exons: 2
Coding region: 211-831 (206 amino acids)
Source: RefSeq, a predicted model, not a curated record